AUGUUGGGUCGUACUUACCGCGCGUUCGCAGCGAGACCGCUGGCUUAUGGGCCUCAACUCUUUCGUGCCUCUUCGUCGGCAUCAAAUGUAGGAUAUCCUCCGAUCCCAUUCCCGGGGGCUCCCAAAAGCCCCCUUACAACGAAGAUGGACUUCCUAGAGCCUUCUAGUAUUACUCCGCUACCAACAUACCAUGUUAUGAGCUCGGCGGAAGGCAGAGGACCGGACGUUACGAAUGAACAAGCUCUCGAAUGGUAUAAAAAUAUGUUGACAGUCAAUAUCAUGGAUUCAAUCAUGUUUGAGGCACAGCGCCAUGGCCGUCUAAGCUUUUACAUGGUUUCUGCGGGCGAGGAGGCCGUGAUGAUAGGUUCUGCAGCAGCAUUGACGCCAGACGACGUGAUAACAUGCCAGUACCGAGAGACUGGAGUUUUCCUACAACGUGGGUUCACAUUGACAGACUUCAUGAGUCAGCUCGCUGCAAACCACAAUGAUCCCGGGAAGGGGCGCAAUAUGCCAGUGCACUACAGUGGGAAGAAGAAGGUUAACGUGCACGCUGUUGCGUCUACCCUUGCAACGCAAAUCCCACACGCCACGGGCGCGGCGUACGCACUGAAGCUAGACGCCCAAGAGGACCCUACACGGUCUCCCAGCGUUGCAGCGUGUUACUUUGGUGACGGGGCCGCUAGCGAGGGAGACUUCCACGCGGCUCUCAACGUGGCCGCUGUGAAGAAAUGCCCUAUAAUUUUCAUCUGUCGGAACAAUGGGUUUGCUAUAUCCACACCAACAAGCGAACAAUAUAUCGGCGACGGCAUCGCUGUACGUGGACUUGGGUACGGUAUACCUUCUAUUCGAGUAGACGGAACAGAUAUCUUUGCUGUCUACGAAGCCACACGGGAGGCGCGGCGUCGGGCUCUAGAGAAUGGCGGCCAGCCCGUUCUCAUGGAGUUCAUGAGCUAUCGGAUCUCACAUCACAGUACUAGCGAUGACAGCAUGGCGUAUCGCGACCGGAGUGAAGUUGAGAACUGGAGAACGCGGCACAACCCAGUUACCAGACUCAAGGUAUGGCUAGAGAGUAAGGGACUUUGGAAUGAGGAGAUGGACAAAGAAGUCAGAUCAAGCAUUCGAGCAGCAGUGCUUCGGGAGCUGGUUGAAGCAGAGAAGCUGCCAAAACCCAAGCUUAGUGGGAUCUUCGAUGAUGUGUAUGCUGAGCUGACAGAGGAGGCCGAAGAACAGCGGGAGGAGAUGAUGAGGUUGAUGACCAAGUAUCCAGAAGAGUACGACAUCAACGCUCAUGUGGAUGGGAUCAAAGGUCUGUAG
Molecule: messenger RNA, 1314 nt
Organism: Aspergillus puulaauensis
Lineage: Eukaryota; Fungi; Ascomycota; Eurotiomycetes; Eurotiales; Aspergillaceae
Product: thiamine pyrophosphate-dependent dehydrogenase E1 component subunit alpha
Exons: 5
Coding region: 1-1314 (437 amino acids)
Biological process (GO): branched-chain amino acid catabolic process
Molecular function (GO): oxidoreductase activity, acting on the aldehyde or oxo group of donors, disulfide as acceptor
Source: RefSeq, a predicted model, not a curated record